Messenger RNA from Frankliniella occidentalis (western flower thrips), 1679 nucleotides. Its product is annotated as odorant receptor 82a-like. Gene Ontology annotation, cellular component: plasma membrane. Gene Ontology annotation, biological process: sensory perception of smell; detection of chemical stimulus involved in sensory perception of smell. NCBI's taxonomy places the organism in Eukaryota, Metazoa, Arthropoda, Insecta, Thysanoptera, Thripidae. Bases 100 to 1251 code for a protein of 383 amino acids. Gene Ontology annotation, molecular function: odorant binding; olfactory receptor activity. The record is from RefSeq and is a predicted model, not a curated record. The transcript has 7 exons.
GCCGUCUUUCCCUACUCCAACCACGUUUCCACUACAACUCUAUUGUGUAGUUCGUUGCUGCGCUACAGUACGAAAAAGGACGGCAUUCUCAUUGACAUCAUGGAGGUGGAAAGAGUUGUAGCGGCCACGCAGCGGCCUCACAGUUCGGCCCUGGACUUCGUUGUGCACUACCUGCAGCUGAUCUGCUCCUGGCCUCUUGCGCAAGUAAUCUGCGAGUACGUGCUCCCGCUUUCGUUCGCCGCAACGGCCGUCCCGCCGUUGCUGUACUAUGCCCUAGGCGAGCACGACAACAGUGCAGAGCUCGUCAGUUUCAUGGCAGACGCACUUGGCUCUAUGAUGUGCGCCAUCAAAAUGCUUGCGCUGCAGAAGCACGCCGUUACGAUCUUGGCUGUCCGCAAGAUCGAGGAAGAAUUCACGCCCAUGGAGCGCAAGGUGGCUACGCAGGCCGUGACGCUGAACGAGCGCUGCGAGAAGCGAUGCACAACCUUAAUGCGGUGCUUCGUGUACUCGUACGGGAUGCUGUCUGUUGUCGCCAUCGCCGGCAUGCUUCAAGCCGUCAUCCGCAACGACCCGUGGCUCUCCGUCAAAGCUCCUACCUUCGUUUUGCAGACACGACCGAUCUACAUCUUUACUGUGGUAACAAGCAUAGUCGAGUACUCCCUCUUCCCAGUAACGGUAGGUAUUUUUGACAGCCUGCUCAUUACGCUGUGCCUUCACAUCGCCUCCAAGUGCGAUGUUCUCGCCUUGAUGAUGCGGAAGUUAGUGUGCGAGGAGGCAGCAGAAGACGGUGCCGCGAAGUUGCGUUGCCUGCGCCUCUGUGCCGUCUAUCAUCAGCAAAUCAUCAGGCUUCACGGCGCGGCCGAGUCCAUCUUCUGCACUACCGCCCUGUGCCAGAUGGUUUUUACGCUUUUCGGCCUUGCCACCCCGCUUUUUCGCAUACUAGGCAAGACAACGGCGGUGACAGUGCACGAUAUCGCCUUCGGCGCUCUCUACGUGGCGUACACAUUUAUGGAGUUGUUCACCUUUUGCUACUUCGGUGACGUCGUGGCUGAGUCGUCUGCGUUGCUGUCCACGGCCAUCUAUGGAACAUUCUAUCCGUCGCUGUCGCCAAAGGACACCCUUGUAGCCCGCAUCCAGAAUAUGAUUCUCCUGCGCACGCAGAGGCCCCUGUUCCUCACAGCAGGCCGUUAUACAAACCUCACUCUCAAUUUGUUCCAAGACGUAAGUCACGAACACCUAGUAUUCCCCUAAACACGUUCCGGCGAAAGAGAUUCAAAUGAAACUCCGCUGGAAGGCAGGAGAGGGCGUUUCGUUUGCACUUGUAACUCCUAUUUUCAGGCACUCAAUACGCAUUUUUAGCCCACUCUUCUGCUUUGUAAAAGCUAUAUAAGCGGGCUUGUUGUGCCGUCGCCCCUGUGGCUGUCCGUGUGUCCGUCUCUGUCAGUUCCCCAAGAACGACGUGAGCUAGAGGUCUAAAAUUUUUAGGGUAUCAUUGGUGUCACUCCUGGACAACGAAACGGUUGGUGCAAAUCCGGUUAACCACCCCUAAGGGAGGUAUCAAAGAACAAGCAGGCCCGCCGUUGCACCAAACGGAGUUGCCAGAUCCGCUUCGCUCCGCCGGCAACUCCGUUCGGACAGGGGCCGGGCCUGCUUGGCCUGCUGGCAGCGAUGGUCGGGCC